This is a messenger RNA of Cylindrotheca closterium, 1014 nucleotides long. Lineage: Eukaryota; Bacillariophyta; Bacillariophyceae; Bacillariales; Bacillariaceae. The record is from the annotation of a GenBank genome assembly.
AUGACGAUUCCAAAAAUCUUUACCCUAGACGACAUCAACAAAGUCAUAUCCACUCCAGAAUUUGAACUCAAGCUAAUCGAUGCCAUGCAAACUGGAUUUGUGAGCCUUGAAAAUGGGGACUUCUUUGCCUGCCCCAUCCAGACCAUGGGUCUGCCGCCAUUCCCCUUUGUCGAAAUUGAUGGAUACGCCAGUCAAACUUGUGUCAAGUCGGGUUAUUUCAAAGGUGGAAAAUACUAUGUCAUAAAAGUUGCUAGUGGUGGGUUCCCUCAGGAAAAUUCAGGUCUAAUGCAAGUUUUCUCUCAACAAACUGGGAAAUUGGAAGCUCUGUUGUUGGACAAUGGUAUCUUGACGGAAGUAAGAACUGCAGCCGUCGGUGCACUAUCAACUAAGCUCCUGGCACCAAGGGAAAUUACUUGUAUUGGUAUAAUUGGCACUGGUAUACAGGCGCGAUUCCAGCUCGGAAUGUUGGCCUCCGUUACUUCGUGCCGAAAAGUACGAGUCUGGGGGAGGUCCGAGGACAAGGCGAAGGUCUUCCAACAAGAGAUGAGGGCAAAAGGCUGGGAAGUGGCAGUGGUGAAAAAGGCAGAUGAGCUGUUUGAUGAAUGUAAUCUCAUUGUUACUACCACUUGCGCGAGGGAACCUGUACUUGGAGAGGCUGCCCUUGACAAAUUGAAGGAUCGCAAAUAUGGUUUGCACAUCACCUGCAUUGGGGCCGAUGCCCCGGGAAAAAUAGAGCUCGAUCCAAAUCUUGUGGCACAAGCUGAUCUGUUGGUAGCAGACACUGUCUCUCAAAGCGUGGAGCGAGGAGAGUACGAACAAGCUGUAAAGGACGGUCUUGUUCAGGAAUCAAAGAUCGUGCCACUGGGAAAGUUCAUCGGAUCGCCUGAAGAGCAUCGGAAACAGGAUGACGUUCGAUUGACAAUUUUCGAUUCUUCCGGUGUUGCUCUGCAAGAUUGCAUUGUGGCUCAAAUGACGUACGAUGCUCUGAAAGACUUGAAGUAUAUGGUCAACUAG